AUGAAGGCCUUCGUGCAUGAUCAGUCAACGUUUGAGAAUGAAAAUGAACAUCUCGACAAAAUGAAUGAGAGACAGGCAUUGAAAGAAUGUCUCAGUCGAUUGAGAGCUGACAAAAUUUCUGGUACGGCAGAAGAACUGUCUACAAUUUUCAAUGAAUUAUAUCACCUUUUUCCGAAGGAAAAACGUUGGCUUGAGGCAACAAAACAUGUGUUUCUUGCUGAUGGUUUUAGCCGCAAGAGUGUGGUCUUUGUCGAUUCUUUCAACAACGGUAUUACUGAUUACCGUACCGCUGUUUCUAAUUAUGAACAUGCAUUAGAAAAAUAUGGCAAAGAUUUGUCUGAUCCUGAAUUAGACUUUUCUGUUGAUAUUGGUUAUAUUCAUUAUAGUCUCGGUGACAUUUAUCACCAUGGAAUCAAAGACACUACAUCGGCUAAUAAGCACUAUGAUGUUGGAAUUGCCUACUGCAGUUCCUCACUUAAAACAUUGGCGAGAUACAAGGACAAAAUAAAACUGUAUGACCGUCUAAUUUAUAUGUAUGGAUGGAAGGCAGAUUUAUGCGCUGAUGAUAUCGAAGAAAAGAAAAACAGAAAAACUGCCGUCCAGUAUGAAGAAUCAAAGCUCAAAGAAAUGUCGCGACAGCUUCCUCCUGAAGCAAAGGAAUGGGCAGACGCUUAUGCAGAUUUAGCUAAUUUGCAAAACGCAGCAUUUCUCCUCGAGGAAGCUGUGAACAACUACGAAAAAUCGGUUUCUCUCUUGCUUCAACAAAGUCCUCCUGAUUAUUAUCGCUGUGCUUGCCAUUAUGAAAGUAUUUCGAAAAUGUACAAUGAACAGAAAGGAGACAACGCUGCUGCACUUCUGUAUAGGAAAAAACAAUUGGAAUACAUGGUAAAAUACAGGGAGCACAAGUUAGAAAGCUCUUUGUGUCCUACUAUACACUACGAACAAGCUCCACUUGGUGAAAGUUAUGAAAAACUAGCUGAUAUUUAUAUAGAGCAACGUCAAUUUGAAUCAGCUUAUAAGUACUUGAUGUCAGCAAAACAAGUUUACGAACAGAUUAGCGAACAGAUAAACCAAUCCCUUCUGCGCUUAAAUAUCGACUUAUCGCCCUUCUGGACAAAGGACCUCACUUCAUUUGAACAAAAGGUACUGAGUGUCCUUUGCUUUUUAUCAGACGAUGACGAGAUAGAUAGAUUGUGA
Didymodactylos carnosus is the source of this 1197-nucleotide messenger RNA. Lineage: Eukaryota; Metazoa; Rotifera; Eurotatoria; Philodinida; Philodinidae. The record is from the annotation of a GenBank genome assembly.